Messenger RNA from Paramuricea clavata, 2084 nucleotides. The record is from the annotation of a GenBank genome assembly. NCBI's taxonomy places the organism in Eukaryota, Metazoa, Cnidaria, Anthozoa, Malacalcyonacea, Plexauridae.
CACUUUCUAUAUAUUCUGCUCUGUUUAUGAGAUUUGCCUGGAAAGUUCAGCCACGUAAUCUGCUCCUGCUUGCUUGUCAUAUCACAAACGAGACUGCUCAGCUGAUUCAGCUUGGAAGACUAGGGAUACAUGAGUAAGUAUGAAACAAACAUAUAUUCCAGUUUACUAAUUGCAGAAGGUCGUUGAGUGUAAAUUUUUUACGAGGCUAUGAGCUAUUUAAAACACGAGCAGGAAUACUUUAUCAGCUAUCUCAGAUAUAUAUCAGAUGGCUCAAAAAAGGACCCAUCUUAUGAAUGCAUCAGCUCAUAAUUUUAGCUGCGUAAUUUUAAAAAUCAACGUAAUCUAGGCCAAGAAAAUCAAAGCUAAGGUCUAUGUAGUCUCCUGCGCACCCACUAACAACGUGUGCGCAGGAGGCUAAGGUCUAUGUAAAUUAACAUGAUUUUUCAUCAGCCUAGACCUAAGUAUAUAGCCUUCUAUUUUUAUUAUUUUUUUACAGUCAAACCAGAUGUUCUCUUGCAAACAACAUUGCAAUAUUCCCACAAUAUUGCAAUUUUGAUAGGCAGAUUGCUCUGAGCAAUUUGCAACCGACGCGAACAAGUUGAAGUUCACAAACGUUUUGUAAACAAAGCCUCUGAUUGGAUUAUAAGAAAGAGGGAAGUCAAUCAAAUAGUCUGAGCAACUGGAUUGGUGCUUUCCUCUUUCUUAUACACUAUAGUCCAAUCAGAGGCUUUGUUUACAAAUCUUUUGUGAAUUUCAACUUGCAAUGUUCGCGUCGGUUGCAAAUUGCUCAGAGCAAUCUGCCUAUCAAAAUUGCAAUAUUGUGGGACAAUAUUGCAAUGUUGCUUGCAAGAGAACAUCCGGUUUGACUGUAAUAUUCAGCGCUUUUUCACAUGAGAACUGAGAAGACUGGGACCUCGGCGAUUUGGGGGCGGGGCAGAGGAAGGGUGUUACGUUCGUGGGUGAGAACGAACAAAAAUGUAUGUCCAGGGAUGCCGGAACCACGGGUGCAGCGGGUGCAAGUGCACCCCUUGCCUAUUGCAUUUUCAACUGUGUUGGUGCAGUGCGGGUGCAGACUAUGGGUGUAACGUGUGCACAAAACUUUUACAACAGACAUAACGUUGCUCGAGGAAGUGUGUGGUGGUGUUCCAUCCCCCCCAGUCGUCAGGAAUUCGGCAAAGUUGUUAUCCAUUUGGCGAAAGGUGAAACGGAAAGUAUUACUUAUGGAAUUUUUGGCGAGAAACUACGGAGGAAUUGUGGCUAAAUAAUUGUAUUCGGUCCGAAAAUUUUGGUGGCGGGGAGGGAGGUAGACACGAAUGUAGGAUCAUGACGCCCUUUCAUUUUCAUUGGUGCCCUUUUGUUAAGGAGUAUGCCCUCUUAUUAACCAAUUGCACCCCUUGCCCUCAGCAACUUCCGGCAUCCCUGUGUCUCUGCAUCUUCAUGAUCUUUACGCUCGUUACCCUCCUUGACCAGACACAGCGACACGCGCUGGCCAAGGAGAUUUUCUCGUAUUUGGAAGAUCCUUCUUCUUCGUCUUAUGAACUUUGCGAUGACAAUAAAUCCAACAAUAUCACUUUAUUCUUCUUGAACAACAACAGCAAAUUACUAUUUCUAAACUUUUCUCAGAUCCUUUUUUAGCUUAAGCUUUCGCUGCUUAUAUACUGUCCGAAUGAUAUUUAUAGAACAUUACAUAAAUUAAAAUACUAUUUUUAGAUACUACGUAAACGAUAAAUAUAGCAAAAGCAUGAAUCAGCCAGCCGAGUAAAGAAAGGCCUAGGUGUAGGCUGAUUUUUCAUCACAUAUAAAACAAGCGACACAGUAGUAUUUUCUUUGUCUUUUCCUAAUGAAUUAUUUAUGAUUUCUUAAAAUAUAUAUACUAGAUGAUCCAUGAUAGGGUAUAUGGGUACAUAUCAGGAUUAUUAGGAGUACAUAUCAGUUUCGUUUCCUGCUGGAAGGCUUACUGCUCCUGGUUAAGUCUAAAUAAAUGUAGAAAGAUUUACACUCGGAAUUUCCAUCUACAAAACCUUCAAGGCUAAUUUUAUAACUUUAUUUUUUUCAGAUAUAACAAGCCAAAAGAACCGUUGUAA